ACGAGAACGGACGUGUGUUAAGCUGCGUACGAAACGCGCGCAGCUAUAGCAACGCAAAUCAAACGAACAUGUGCUUCAUCAGCGGCAGUUGUAGCGUUGGUGCCGCUGCAAAUAAACAAAUGGCAAUCGUGUUUUGAUUACAUUUUUCGGUGUGGUUGGAAACAGGCGCUAUAUGUGUGUUCGUUUGGAGAACAAUAGAGGACGGGACUAUUGUUUGCUGGUGUGAUUGUGAUAGUAAAUGUGGUCAGUAAGAAAAUCAAAUACUAGUGUAAUAGCCAAAUCCAGGAGGUGCAGACGCCGCUAGUUGGUUGUGAUUGGGAGAAAAGUGAGUGUAAAACCACGGAUUACCCAAUUUCAUCGCGUUCACAUAUAACCGGUGCAGUCAUAAUCCAAUAAUAAUCAAUCACCAAAUUGCUCUCGAUACGGCAAUUCAAAUUCUAUGACACUUUCAAAUGGGAUUUGGCUUUUGGGUUGUGUCGAACCCGUGAUUCGUGAGAGCAAAUGUUGAUCUCCUGCGGUAAAAGUGCUGAUUGUGUAUGUGCCGAACAAGAAAUAGUGUUUGAGCAUGAAAGCAACGAUCGCUGCGUGUUGUAAGCGGCCAGCUUAUUUGCUAUUAUUUGAAUUUUAUGGUGAUUUAUUGAUUGUGUGGUGAGUGUGGAGUGCGUCAAAUUUUUAGCCGGCAUUGUCGGACGCCAGUGAAGUGGGAAAUUAAAGGACCGAACCAGUAGAAGCAGCUGCAACAGGUGGAUCGUUUGUUCAGCAAUUAUCGACGCCUGGAUUCGAGACCAAAACUAGUGGAAUCGAGUAAUUCAACAACCAUGGGGCUAUUUGGAUGGAUUAAGAAAGACAUAAACCUUCACCGGCGACGUGCAAGCGCCCCUCCUCUUGGUAGUUUGAACAAGUCCGACUCAGGAGAUAGGGACUCGGCAUACGUCGAGGCGUUGUCCAAUUUCAACGAUUGGCGUGCGAGACAACGGCUGGCGAAGAUCCACGAGUGUUGUCCGCUGGAGUCGUCCAAUCUGCGCCGCAUUCCUGCCGUUAUUGAAGAGGUAGAAGAAACAGAGGGGGUAACUACGAGUGAUUUCAGCACAGAAGUGGAUAUAAAAAGCGAUGAACUCAAAGCCCUUAACAGGAAACUCGAGGCAUCAAAAAGUCCAAGAUACGUUAGGCAUCGUUUAGAUGUGGGAAUUCCAAAGAAGCCAAGAAGAUCAGUCGAUUUCCACCGAAACAUCAACAGGAUUUCGGAGAGUGUCGAAUGUAACCUGAAGAAUACCAAUGCUUCCGAGAGGCACUCGAUGCCAACGGUGUCGUUUUCAGUGCUGCCACGGAAGAGCAGAACUCGAUUCACGAAGCCUAACAACAGCAUCAUCUACGAGAACGAAGUGGAGGAAUUUGAACAGAUGCAUGUCAAAGACUCGCUCGGCGACAGCUACGUUGUACAAAGCCCUCCGAGUAGAUUCUUUAAGGAAAAUUCAAGUCCGUAUUCCAACACCAGUAUCGCGUGUCGCUCCAAUCCGGCGAUCGUAGCUACCAGCCCCAAAAAGCAAACUAAUUUGUAUCAGAAAUCCUCCCAAGGUCUCACCCGUUCUCGCAACUACAAAGACAAACGAGCACCGCCACCUCCGGUACCGUCAUCCGAGCUACCAACCAUUUUAGAUGAUCGCAGUCACAUCCUGGAGAACGGUUCCGAUUCUCCAUUCGCCGGUUCCUAUCGGGGAUACGAGGUCAACUCAUCGUCCAUUUACGACGAACGUGUAAUCUCCUCGCGUGCAUAUCGCGGCGACAUGAAGGUGCUUAACUCUUCGGUGCAGAGUGCCGCUAGUGAAGAACGCCGAAAGUCACCCUCCUAUCAGACCAUUGUCAACAAGCAUGGUGAACUAGUGGAUUAUGCACUGCCGUUCAGCGACUCCGCAGAUACGCAUUCGGAACUAAACUCGACCAAACACGCUGAACUUAUCCACGACAUAAAGGCCUGUGAGGAUGUUAUCACCGAGAAUUUCCAAUUUCUGAACAGUGAUUUACACCCGUCGGCAAUCGUGAUAGAUGAUAGUGGAAGCCUUAUCACCGAACCGAUUAGUGUGUUGAAACAACGAUCUCAAAUCGUCACCGAUCUCGAUCGGUCCAUCCAGAGUCAAGCCAAGAUCAAUGUAAAUCAAACUCAGCAUGAUGACGAGGUUGAACUGGUCAUCAACGAACCGCAGGAUAUUCUACUGGAGUUGGAUUCGUUGGAAAAAUGGAGCAAAAGUAUCCAAAUCUCGGAUGAAAUUCUGCAGAAGCAAUUCGCCGAGAAGGACAUUCUGGAGUACUUCCAACGAGCGUCUAGUCAGCUGGUGAUUUGUUGGCCAAAAGAGCUGCAUUAUCGGGUGGGUACUUUACGCAACAGCUUUGUGGCACCCCUCGAAUUCUCCUGCGGAGUUUUCCGCAACGCUCCGGUUACACUGCGCAAGUACUCCUUGAACGUGGACCGCAGCCUGUACUGUGCUGAAGAGGCCUGCAAAAAGGACUUCGAGCUGCUGAACCAAAUGAAACACUUUGCAGUCGCCUCUCUGAUGGCGGUUUGCUUCGACCCCAGUCUCAACCAAGCGACACUGAUCCUGGAACCGUUUGACUUCACCCUCUUCGACUACAUUCAUAAAAUGAAUAAACGCCUUUCGCUGGUGCACGCCAUUACGGUUGUCCAGCAGAUCUGCUCCGCCGUCUACUACCUCCAGGAGUGCGGCUAUAUCCACUCGAACAUAUCGAGCGGAAGUAUUCUGAUGCGCAAGCAUCCCUACACCGUUAAACUGACAUCGUUCGAGCUAACGACCGAGGCUUCCGAUGCGAUUCGGAAGGAAAUCGAAGACCGCUAUGGCAGUACAUCAUCCUCACGGAACUCCAUGACUUCCUCGCAGAACGAAGAACUGAAGAAAAUCACUGCCUUCUCGAGAUUGAUUAAAAACGAUGAACAGUUUCUUCGAGACAAAUAUCGCAAGCUAUCCAAAGAGGUGUCCGACAGUCGAAAGGCUCAACCGGGUACAAUGGGAGACAGUGGCGCGUAUGAUUGUCGAGCCAGCCGGUACUUGCCGUAUUGUAAGGAAUAUCGAGAAAAGUUUUCGCUAUUCUACUAUGUUGCCCCCGAGCUGCUGGUACCAAAGUCGAACUUUGUUUUCCCCGCCGUAUCAACCGAUGUGUACUCAUUGACGCUGCUUCUGUGGGAAAUCCUCAACGGAUAUGUUCCAUUCGUGGUAUACAGUCGCCUGGAGCUGGAGAAGCUGCAUGUAUCGUCCGAUCUGCAGCUGCCCAUGUUCGAGAAAGAACGCUGUCGACGCUUCCAACGUCUUUUCGAAACCGGUCUGGCGAGUCUUAGCGAGCGGAAGCUAAGCGUCACCGACAUCAUCGACACGUUGGACAGUGUGCUGUUGGAACUGCGGUCGGAUAAAAGCGUACUAAUGAAUGGUUUCGGUGAGGAUUACGAAGAAUGGCAAAACAUUUCAGAAGUGAAGAAGAAGAAUGAGUUAAAUGACAUACGAAAGCAGAAUGCCUUGGAAAAGACGGAUAAAAUAUACUUCCAACCGAGUGGUACGGAAAAUACGUCAAAAUCGAGUAAGGAAUCUACCAUCAACGAUGCUGAAAUCUCUGCCCCCACGCAGAUCAAGCAACAGCCGAAGAAACCUGCGCGUAAAAUCAUCAAAACAAAACCUGAGCAGAACCAGGCAGACGAAUCGAAGACAAGAAAGUCUCCCUUCAACUCGACCUUCAAUCUCUCCAAUUCGGCUAUCUAUCAGUCCAUCUUUGACUUCAACAACAAGUUCCUGUCCCCUCGUUCAGCGAAACAGGGUGUCUACGAACGAACCAGCACCAUCAAAAAACAGAAGAAAAGCUCCAGGUCGAAUAAGAAAGCCGUCAAAGAACUGUUCGAACCGAUGUCCUCGUCAGAUGGUGGAGAAACUUUUUGCAAGUUGAGCAGCAGCGGCAGCUCUAAAACUGAUCUUCAAGAUAACGAAGAUGACCCACCCAAGUCGAAUGAGGAAUGUGCGGACGUAAUUGAACCAUUGGAUCGUAUGUGCAAGGAGAGCCCCGCCAGAAUGAACAUCAACAGCGAGAAAACAAAGUUCCUAAGAGAAAUCAUUGUAAACGAAGAUCAUGCAUUCGAUCGCUCCAAUGAGAUUAUUGAGCAAAGCGAAACAUCCAAGUCUUGUGACAGUUCGCCCGGUACGAGACGUAAGGGCUACCGGUCAAAAUUGUGCAAUUCUAUGCGCUUCGCUACCGGUGACAUCACACUGCCAGACACGCCAAUUGCCAGGAAAAACAAGAUCCGGAAGCAUGCCUGGCUUUCUGACCAGAAAUUGAUGAUUUCCGACGAGAACACAUCCACACCGGUGAGUCCACAAGGGAAACGAUCCUGCUCGCUGUUCAAUAAUCUAGCCUCACGGGAAUCUUCACGACAUUCGCCUUUGAAUUUCAACAUAUCAUCCUCGAUGCAGGAAAUCAAACCACAGAAAGUCAACAUCAGUGUCAAUAUCAUAAAGAGUCCAACCUUGGGAAAGCAACCCAAAGCUUACAGCGAGGAGUUCGACAAAACAUGUCCAGCGAUAGCCGACCUCGAUAUCGACAAGGUCACCUCAGAGGUUCCUAUUGAGAGAACUGAUUCCACCAACGACGUUUUUGAAGGCACCCUGUGGAAGAAAGAGAAGGAAAUUUGCGAACGUUCUCAGCUCCGUAACUCAACCUGCAACAUUAUCGAAGAUGAAGCGAAUAGCUCAGCCACUGUCAUAACAGCACAUUUAACGUCAGUUCGAGAUGCUAUCCGUAAGAUAGAAUCUUCCUUCGAAAACACGGGUUACAAUUACAGCCCAGUCAGAAAACUUGACAGCUCCAAGAAGUCAUCCGAUGGGAAAAAGAUUUCCGAGGAAUCGGUCGUUGUUGAAGAACAUCUGGUUAUUCCAACCAAGUUCCUGGAACUGGAGAGGACAGCCGAACUACAACCUUUAGCACAAGAUCACAACGAUUCGCAACCAAGGGAGUCGAUCACUCGUCUUGAUGUCGUUCUGGCUAACAACACAUCGAAGAAGAAGGAACAACUCAUGCAACAACAGCUGCCACAAAGUCAGCCACAAAUGGUCCUACCUGAGGCCACCGUAUUCAACCCGAAUUCCCAGCUGCUGAUGCGUCGACGAGCUUCCAACGCUAGUAGCGUCAUCCAACGAACGGUAUUUCGAGAAAGCAUUCUGUCAAGCUCGGAUCUCUCGGGAAUAGACGCAACUGACUCGGGCGCAACGCCAUCCGGAAGUUCCCGUAAGAAGAAGCUAACCACCCGGGUAACAGUGAACAUGAGAAAAAUCUCUCGGCGUGCUUCGGACAUCGGUGCUAGUCCGAUGUCAACCCGACCAAGUUCGCUUAAUCUGGAAGAUUAUCCGCCGGUUUCGGGCUGCCUAUCACCGGCUGGAACUGCAGCAACCGCACCACAGCGACAGUCUUGCGGAAGUGAUCUACUCAAGGCCAUCGCCAAGCUGCGUAUUGUGCAGAACAACGAGGACAAAGCAGCCGCCAGAUCGGGUGGCGCAGCUAUAAUCGAGGACCGGGCGGCAGUCACCGAGCGGAGAAGCUUGUGUACCCCGGUGAAGGGCGUCGGUACGCGCACCGAGAAGAUGGUAUGCUGUAACUGCGGUAGUUUGAUGGUACCCGCCGACAGUUUGAAUGUACCAGCCGGAAGUCGCAUCGGAAUGUCCGCAGCAUUUAGUGAGCUAAAUUUUCCCCGCGAAAGUCUAUCUUCAAUGUUCGAAGACAACAUGGGACUCGUUCAGCAUCAGCGCCACCAGUCCAUACCAGGAACGCCAAUGUCGCGACAGUCUGUCGUGAUUCCUAACGCAAAAUCAAUCGAGGAUCUGUACAUCGACGACGACUUUGGCCAGGGCUUGCAGCUAGGCGCCAACAUGGAACUGGUGGAGUUCAUCGACGACUUCCACUAUCUGGAUGAAUUUGGCUACGACAUCUACACGGAGGAGAUUUACGACACGGACGAGGGUAACAAACAGGACAAAGCAGGGGAAGAGAACAGGGAGAACACACCGGACGAGGAGCAGUUUCUUACCAAAUGCGCCGAUUUGAAUCCUACAAAUAUGGACACGAUUGGGUCAAUGUUUUCGCCGCGUCAGCCGAAAUUGGGAAUCCAGCAGAUCUGUUACGGUCAAGAUGAAACCGAUUCGGACGAGCCUAAACCAGAUUUUAUUUGAAUGGUUUUUUUUUAUACAUAUUUUGUUCCACUGAAUAUUACACUCAGUGAAUUUAUACUUUAACACAUAGGUUGUUUAACAACUGCUAUAUUUAAUAGUAUUUGAAGCAAACAGUAUUUAUAUAUUUUUUCGGUCCGAUAAACUGAAUAUGCAAUGCAACAAAAAAGACAUGGUGAUACACUAUUUUAUAAUCGUUAAACUUAUAAAAUAUUAGACAUUUCAAAUAAAACUAAAUCUAUUUAUUACACAAUCAACAGCAAA
This is a messenger RNA of Toxorhynchites rutilus septentrionalis, 6473 nucleotides long. RefSeq lists its product as uncharacterized. NCBI's taxonomy places the organism in Eukaryota, Metazoa, Arthropoda, Insecta, Diptera, Culicidae. Gene Ontology annotation, cellular component: nucleus. Gene Ontology annotation, molecular function: protein serine/threonine kinase activity; ATP binding. The record is from RefSeq and is a predicted model, not a curated record. The transcript is spliced from 5 exons. Gene Ontology annotation, biological process: positive regulation of apoptotic process; intracellular signal transduction; protein phosphorylation. Bases 819 to 6212 code for a protein of 1797 amino acids.